Molecule: messenger RNA, 2879 nt
Organism: Oryzias melastigma (Indian medaka)
Lineage: Eukaryota; Metazoa; Chordata; Actinopteri; Beloniformes; Adrianichthyidae
Product: pulmonary surfactant-associated protein D
Exons: 6
Coding region: 1082-2173 (363 amino acids)
Source: RefSeq, a predicted model, not a curated record
AUGUACAAAAAAGUAAAGCAGACUCUUGAGCAGUGUGGUAUCCUGCAACAAAAAUUAAUAAAAGUAAUGUUUGAUUGUUGAAACAUUUUAAAAGCGAAAGUCUUUGGAAGUGUUGAAUUUAAUUCCUAAAAUUACCUAGUGAAGUUUUUUCUUUGCUGUACUUACAAUAUGCAGUGCCACUUGUAAUCUUUCUUGUAAUCUUUCCUGUUUUCUUUUUUUUUUAAAUUGCUUCGUAUUUAUAUCCCUUUAGUUUAAGAUUAUAUGUUGUUUUUUCCAUAACUAAUCUUAGUUCUGAUCUUUCCAUAAAACGCCACAAUGUGUCUGUGCCGUCAGCGUUUAGUUUAUGUGAUAUGAACUGUUUAUUUUUGUUUGUGUUGAUGGAGAAAAAGAGUCAGAUCAUUACAAAGGAUCCGCCUGUUGGGAGCUUUGAGCUUUACCAUAAAGAUGAUUGCAGUCGAAUAGCCGCCGUUCGUUUUUCCAUGUGAUGUGUUUGAGAUUAUUUAAAAUAAGUUACUGAGAAGUUCAGGUCACAGAGGCAGGCAGGGAUGUCAGUAAAGUACGCGAAACACAACAGAAAACAAAAUAGCAGUACUUGAAAAAUAUAAAAUACAUGAAAAAAAUGUUAUGCAAUAGACUUCCAUAUUUCACUUCCAUAAACACUAACACUUUAUUUCCUUAAAAAGCGUGAUUUUUUUUUCUUAUAAAAUUAUGACUUUUGAUGAAUAAUUGUACAACAUUUAUCAUAAGAUGUUGACUUUUAUUUUUAUUUGACUUUUCUUUUAUUCUCUAAAUUUUUUACUUUAAAAAUUACCUUUUUUCUCCUAUUUGCACAACCUAAUUCUUGUAAAACUUUGACUUUUUCCAUCUGUUUCAUGAAUUUGUUUAUUUUUCUUCUUUCAUGGUGGCCCUGUUUGACAUCAGAUGGGAUUCUUGUCAAAUCACCUGUUUUCAAAAUGGCUUCAGAUUGAACUUCAACGGUUUCUAGGAAGACCUUGUGGGAGUGAAGAAGAGCAAACCGGAGCGGUUCAAGGACAGAAAAAGCGAUCAGCAUGAGUGAAAAUAAAGCCCCUUAAAGUUGAGGAUGCGGACUUGCCUUCUACUUUGUGUCCUCUGCGGGACUGUUCCUGUCAGCCACAGCCAAUUCCUGGCCCGUGGUAAAUACGGAUUUGGAUCCGGUUAUGUUAUUCAACCUGAACCUCCUGCACUAGCUGGACCACCAGGACCACCAGGACCACGAGGAUCACCUGGACCACCUGGACCACCUGGGCCUCUUGGACUAACCAUAAUAGGACCAAAAGGUAAUAAAGGAGAUCUGGGACCCAUGGGGUUUACAGGCCCACCAGGAAAACCUGGAUUCCCAGGUCAACCAGGAAGACUUGGAUUUCCUGGACUGGAUGGAAAACCUGGACCACGUGGAUCACCUGGGGAUGUAGGUGAACAGGGACCCAAGGGAGAAAGUGGACCACAAGGACGACCAGGAGUUCAAGGACCUCGAGGGACUCCAGGAGGUAAAGGUCUACAGGGUGAAAUAGGACCACAGGGUGAACCUGGACGACCUGGGGAUGAAGGUAAACAAGGACCAAAGGGGGAAAAAGGUUCUCUUGGGAGUACAGGACCACAGGGUCAAGAAGGUGAAAGAGGACCAACUGGACCACGGGGUGAAUCUGGACCAUCAGGUCCUCGUGGAUCAAGAGGACCACCAGGAACCUGUGACAAAGAUACUUGCAGCGGUUCAUCAGAAGUCAAGGCCCUGCAGGACAGCCUAACCAAGUUACAGCAGUAUGUACUGGCUAAAGAAUAUCCAUUUGUCCGGAGGGUCGGUCAGAAGUUCUUUGUGUCCAAAAGUGAAAGAGACUCCUUUGAGACGGCCGUGGAGUUCUGCUCCCAGAGAGGUCUGGAGCUGGCUCUGCCCCAGAAUGAGGAGGAGAACAGCAAGCUGAUGGAGGUGUUUGGAGACGCCUUCAAAGAAGUCUGGAUCGGAGUCAACAACAAGACGGCAGACGGGAAAUUCCAGGUUGACUUGAACAAUCAGCCUCUGAUCUUCACCAAAUGGGAAACGGGACAGCCUGAUGGCUCCAUCCAGGACACCGGCUGCACUGUGCUGACUGAACACGGCUUCUGGAGAGUGAUGCGGGAGUGCUACUACAAUGCUUUCAUCGUCUGUCAGAUAUAGAAGACAGUUGUUCUAGUUUUUACCUUCUCCUCAAGUCAAAUAUUGUUGAAAUUAUUCCAAUUAUGAUUGAUUUUAAACCUUAACUCUCCCUUUUUCAACCUUUUUUCAGCCAUUGUACACAUUUUCCUUGAAACUACAAACAACCAAAAAACAUGGAUAAAAGGCACUUUGUAGUCUGUAUUAAUGAUGUACUGUGUCUCUGUCUCUUUGCGAUAGUUCCAGUAUCAAGUAUCAAGUAUCAAGUAUCAGUAUCAAGUUUUUCUUUUUUAUAGUUGCGUCAGUUUUUCUUAACUUUUGACAAAAGGCUUUAAGGGAUGAACAAAUAUUUCCCAUGUGUCUAGUUUGCUAAGAAAAACAAUGAAAAAAACCAGACCUCAGCUACACAGAAUUUAUCCUAAAAGUUGAAACUAGAAUGUAUGAAUACAUAAAAGUUAAAAAGAUAAUUUAAAAGAUGACACAUAAUCCCUUUUUUUGUAAAAAAAAGUAUUAAAAUUUGACGGUUCCUCUUUCAGGUCUUCUGAAGAUCUUUUUUUGUCUAAUAUAUACGUAUUUACUGUUUUGUCUGUCUUAUUUUUAUCAUCUGUGCUUCAUUUCAAAUGUUGUGUUUUGCAAUGUCAGUUAUUCCCUUAAUCCAUAUUGUGUGCUGUUUUAGUGAUUUGUGUCUAUAAGAACAUUUGUUUUUAACUGUUUUUAAAUAAAAUAUAUA